This is a messenger RNA of Coffea arabica (coffee), 4359 nucleotides long. RefSeq names its product putative disease resistance RPP13-like protein 1. Lineage: Eukaryota; Viridiplantae; Streptophyta; Magnoliopsida; Gentianales; Rubiaceae. The record is from RefSeq and is a predicted model, not a curated record. Gene Ontology annotation, molecular function: ADP binding.
CAAUCUUAUCUUCCCUUUCAAGUUUUCAGACUUUUUGCUCGUUGCUUACCUACACAAUAUAAUCUGGAGAAAAAAAAAAGAAGAGUGAAAAAUGGCUAUGAUAGAAGUCUUUCUUGGUGCAAUCAUCAAGGUGAUAUUUGACAAGCUUGCUUCUGUUGAUUUGAAGAAACUUGCACGCUCAGAAGGCUUGGAUACUCAGCUGAAACGAUGGAGCCAAGUGCUAUCCCUGAUUCAGGCAGUGCUUGAUGAUGAAGAGGACAAGCAGAAUAUGAGGAUUGCUGUGAAGCAGUGGCUAGAUGAUCUUCAGGAUUUGGCAUAUGAUAUGGAUGAUGUGAUUGACGAAUUCUCCACAGAAGCUUGUCGAAGAAAGUUGAUGGAAGCUCAAGGCUCUACUAGCAAGGUAAGAAAGGUUAAAAUCCCUUCCUGUUGUACAAAUUUUUCUGUUAAAGAUUAUAAGUUCAACAGAAAAAUGGCUCCCAAGGUGGAUGAAAUAACUAGAAGAUUGGAAAGCCUGAAAGAACAAAUCAAAAUCCUCCAUUUGGUAGAGACUGUAGCAAAGAGGCCGAACAAAACUAGGGAUAGAUUGCCAUCAACUUCCUUAGUGGAGUCUUAUGUUUAUGGUCGAGAGAAUGACAAAAAAGAGCUGCUGAAAUUGCUCCUUUCAAAUGAAUCGAGUGAUGAUCAAGUGGCUGUGAUACCAAUUGUUGGCAUGGGAGGGGUCGGUAAAACAACUCUUGCUCAAAUGGUGUACAAUGAUGACAGAGUCAACGAAUUUUUCGAUUCCAAGGCUUGGGCUUGUGUUUCAGAUGAUUUUGACAUUUUUGGGGUAACAAAGACGAUCCUCAGAGCAAUCACAGCAGGUGGGUGUGAUUAUGAGGAUCUGAAUAUGGUUCAAGUGAAACUGAGUGAGGCCUUGACCAGGAAGAGGUUUCUAAUUGUUUUAGAUGAUGUUUGGAAUGAAAAAUACGAGGACUGGGACAUCCUGCGCCGCCCAUUUCUAGUUGGUUCAUCUGGGAGCAAGAUAAUUGUCACCACUCGGAAUCAAAGGGUGGCAUCAGUAGUGUCUUCCACUUCUGGAUAUAGUCUGAAGGAGUUGACAGAUGAUGAAAGCUUAUGGUUACUGGCAAGACAUGCACUAGGAAGGACAAAUUUUGACAGGUACCCCAAUCUAGAAGGCAUUGGUAGGAGUAUUGUAAGGAAAUGUAAGAACUUGCCCUUGGCCGUGAAGACUCUUGGAGGGCUGUUGCGUGCUAGAUCGACCCCAGAUGAAUGGACGGAUAUACUGAACAGUGAGAUAUGGGAAAUAAAAGAGGAUCAAAGUGAUAUUCUUCCAGCACUGAGAUUAAGCUAUUAUCAUCUUCCUGCCCAUCUAAAACCGUGCUUUGCUUACUGCUCCAUAUUUCCCAAGGACUAUGAGUUUGACAAAUAUGAGCUAGUAUUGCUCUGGAUGGCAGAGGGUUUUCUCGAGGAAUCAAAAGCAAGUGAUCUUAUGGAGGACAUAGGGGAGGAUUAUUUUAAGGAGCUACUAAUGAGGUCCUUCUUCCAGCAGUCAAGUUCCACUAGUUCACGUUUUGUGAUGCAUGACCUUAUUAACGAUCUAGCUAGAUAUAUUGCCGGAGAUUUUUGUUCAAGGUUGACAGACGACUUGGAAGAGAACAUCAAAUGCACGAUUCUUGACAAGGUUAGGUACACAUCAUUCACAAGUUCAAUUUAUGGAGCUUCACAAAAGUUUAAAACACUUCAGAAAGCAAAACAUUUGCGGAGUUUCCUACCCGUUUCUGGCAAGUAUGUCGGCAACUUUUACAUCGCUAAAAAGGUCAUAACAGAACUUUUGCUGGAAUUGCGAUACUCAAGGGUGCUAUCAUUCAGUGGAUAUGAUAUCUCUGAUCUACCAAAUUCCAUAGGUGAAUUAAUACAUCUAAGGUACCUGAAUUUGUCUGGUACUUCGUUGAAAGUGUUGCCUGAAUCAUUGAGUAAUCUUUGCAAUUUACAAACACUACGUUUGCGCGACUGCUGGGGGCUGAUUAACUUACCGGUGGGUAUUAGAAAAUUAAUUAACCUGCGCCAUCUUGAAAAUUCCAAUACUAGUCAAUUGCAUGAGAUGCCUUCAGGGAUUGAUCAGUUGACGAGCUUGCAGACACUAUCCAAAGUGGUUGUGAGCAAAAAUGGUGGGUUCAGGCUGAAUGACUUGGGGAACUUGUCCUUACUGGCAGGGUCACUCGCCAUUUUGGAGUUGCAAAAUGUUACGAAUGUUCAAGAAGCACGGGAUGCCAAUUUGAAGAACAAGAGGGACCUUGAUAAAAUAGUAUUGGCAUGGAAUAGUGAAUAUGAUGGUUCUCUGAGUAAAGUUCUUCAACAAGAUUUGCUUGAGGCACUACGACCACACACAAAUCUAACGAGUCUUGAAAUUAAGUUCUACAAGGGAGACAAAUUCUCUUCCUGGGUGGGGGAUUCUUCAUUUACUAAAUUAGUAAAAGUAAGCCUUAGAGGUUGUACACACUGCAAGUGUUUACCAUCACUCGGGCAAUUGCCUGCGCUCAAGGAUUUGAGCAUUCAAACCAUGCUUGAGGUGAAGGCAGUAGGUACGGAGCUAUGUGGCAAAGAUUGCUUUCCAUCGCUUGAAAGUCUAACAUUUGAUGACAUGCCAGAAUGGGAGGAAUGGACUUGCUUAAGUUCAGCAGGAGAGAACGAAUGCCACUUCCCUCUGCUCCGAAAGCUCUGUAUAAGUGGCUGCCCAAAGUUGAAAAGCAUUCCUGUUUUGCAUCUUCCUUCACUCUCUGAACUGAACUUAAAAAAGUGCUCGGUGGGAAUUGCAAAAUGUUUUCACAAUUUGACCUCAUUAAACCAAUUGCAGUUUGGGCAGAUUAUUGGGCUUGCAUCCCUCGAGGAUGUGUUCAAGCAGUUUCCAUCAGGCCUUGAAGGUAUCGCAUUACAUGAGUGCCAUCAACUGAAGAAUCUGUGGGGGUCAAGUAAAACUGUAAACCUUGUGCAGCUAAAAUCUUUAGAUGUUUCAGAAUGUUCACAGCUUUCAUCCUUGGAGGAGCUUGGCUCAAAUAAUACUGUAAACCUUGUGCAGCUAAAACGUUUAUUUGUUUCAGAAUGUUCACAGCUUUCAUCCUUGGAGGAGCUUGGUGUCUUACCGACGCUUGAAUAUCUUGAUAUAAAAGGUUGCAGUGCUCUCCAGUCUUUGCCUACAUUUUCUGGUCUUGACACAUUGCGAAUAGGCAGAUGCUCAGCCCUCAGUUGCUUGCCAAUGGACAAGUUGCUCCUCCCUCAGCUUAGGAGUCUUGAGAUCAGCCAGUGCCAGAAACUGAACCUUACUCCGGAGAUUGUCAUAGAGGACACCAGCACAUCGAUUGAGAUUCUGGAAAUCACUGACUGCCCAUGUCUGAAUUUGAGAACAAUGCUUGGUUCAGUCUACAGUUUUGCAAGUCUCCGGUCUUUGGAUAUUAGCGAUUGUGAUUAUCAUCUGGAUCAAUUGCCCACUCCAAGUUUGGAACGUCUUUCCUUGUGCAGAUGCAAAAAUGUUAGUUACUUGCCCAGUGGUUUGGGACGACUAAGAUCUCUGUUGUUGUAUUCUUGUUCAAGUCCUUUGUUAUUUCCACAAGGAGAUUUUCCUCCCACUCUGAAGUUUCUUGACAUAGAGGCAGGAGAAAACUUACAGCUGAAGCCCCUGUCAGAAUGGGGACUCAACAGACUGACGUUUCUUGAAAGGUUCUACAUCCGUGGUGGAUAUCCAGAGCUGGAAUCAUUUUCUGGUAGUGGUGAUGAUGGAUUGGCUUUGCUUCCUCCAACUCUUAGGUCCGUCACCAUUCGUGACUUACCAAAUCUGAAAUCGCUCUCCGCGUUCUUGCGAGGUCUUACUGCUCUUCAAGAUCUGAGUAUCUUUAAUUGCCCCAAGCUUGGAUCCCUACCAAGGGGAUCUUUGAGUAAUCCGCUUCGAGCUCUAGAAAUUUAUGAAUGCCCACUUCUUGAGAAAAGGUGUUUGAUGGAUAGAGGAGACUACUGGCCCAUGAUUGAAGACAUUCCCAUUGUGACAAUACGCAGUGAUGGCACCAGAUGGGGUUCGAUGUUCUUUUCUUGUGAUUUUGAUUAAGCUGUGUGCACUCUUUUCACUUAAGAUGGUAAGGUAAAAUAUUUGUUGGCACGUUGACGUAGGCUCAACUCGCUCGGCAGAUUGUAGAGGAAACUAAUCACGGGAUCUUUCUGCCCCAUUUUGUUCUUGUGUUUUACUAAGUCCCUACAGUUCCUGCCUUGAUGAAUCUCUUUGUUGGGCCUUAUUCUGAUUUGUAGAGAUUGUAGAAUAUAAUAUGUAUAUAUGUAUGUAUAUAUAUAAUCACAUGUUUCUUUCUUUCUUUU